UAACAAAGCCCUUAAAAAAGAUAUUGCAAUAGGAAUACAUUAUUGUACCCAACAACUUAAAGAUCUUAUUGCAAAAAAUUAUAAAAUGCCUUAUCCUCAUACGGGCCAUAUAAUUCAGGAAUAUUUAGAACAAAAAAUUAAUAAAUUCAGAUUGCAAAAUAAAGUAACAUGUAUAAUUUCUGAUAAUGGUUCAAAUAUGAAGAAAGCUAUUGAAUUAUAUCUAGAUCUUCAAAGAAUUCUAUGUGCAGCCCAUACUAUGCAAUUAUCAGUUAACCAAGGUUUGUGCCAAAUUAAAAGUUAUACAAAGAAAAUUAAAAAAUUAGUAAAGUUUUUUAAUUCAUCUAAACAAAGUGAGCGAUUAGAUCAAGCUCAACAAGAAUUAUAUCAACAAAGUUUUGAUGAUAAAAAUUCUGAAUUUGAAGAUUUUUCAGAUUUUUCUAGUGAAGAUUCAGUAUCUGAAAAUGAACGUAGAUCUAUAUCACAAGACUCAUCUUUAUUUUCAUUAAAUUAUAUAUUAGAACGUGUACGAAAAGCUAUUUAUGAUUCAUUAUUUGAAUAUUGGGAAAAUCUAUUACAAAUUAGAUUAUUAGCAACUUUGUUAGAUCUAUGUGUAAAACAUUUGCAAAUUUUUGAUAAUAAUAUACAAAAUGAUGCUAUUUCUGAAUUACAAUUUCAGUUUAAAACUUUAAUGCAAAACUCUAAGAAAAAUACUAAUAUUAAUAUUUCUAAAAGUACUUCAACAAAUAUACUAUUUCGUGAUAUUUUUGAAAGUAACUAUACUACUAAUGAUGAUGAUGAAUUAAGCU
Messenger RNA from Racocetra persica, 806 nucleotides. The record is from the annotation of a GenBank genome assembly. Lineage: Eukaryota; Fungi; Glomeromycota; Glomeromycetes; Diversisporales; Gigasporaceae.